Messenger RNA from Suricata suricatta (meerkat), 1000 nucleotides. It is a transcript of the gene BLOC1S2, whose product is annotated as biogenesis of lysosomal organelles complex 1 subunit 2. Gene Ontology annotation, molecular function: gamma-tubulin binding. The record is from RefSeq and is a predicted model, not a curated record. Bases 18 to 452 code for a protein of 144 amino acids. Gene Ontology annotation, cellular component: gamma-tubulin complex; BLOC-1 complex; BORC complex. Lineage: Eukaryota; Metazoa; Chordata; Mammalia; Carnivora; Herpestidae. The transcript has 5 exons. Gene Ontology annotation, biological process: endosomal transport; lysosome localization.
GUAGCGCGGGGCCAGGCAUGGCGGCGGCGGCGGCUACUGAGGGUGUCCCGGCGACCCAAAGAGAGGAGACAGCUCGAGACGAUGCCGCCGUGGAGACAGCUGAGGAAGCAAAGGAGCCGGCUGAAGCUGACAUCACUGAGCUCUGCCGGGACAUGUUCUCCAAAAUGGCAACUUACCUGACUGGGGAACUGACGGCCACCAGCGAAGACUAUAAGCUCCUGGAAAAUAUGAAUAAACUAACCAGCCUGAAGUAUCUUGAAAUGAAAGAUAUUGCUAUAAACAUUAGUAGAAACUUAAAGGACUUAAACCAAAAGUAUGCUGGACUGCAGCCUUACCUGGAUCAGAUCAAUGUAAUUGAAGAACAGGUAGCAGCUCUUGAGCAGGCAGCCUACAAGUUGGAUGCAUAUUCAAAAAAACUGGAAGCCAAGUACAAGAAGCUGGAGAAGCGAUGAAAAACGUAUCCCUGUGGAACAUUAUCUUUUUUUUUUAACAUGGAGGAAGGUUUUAUAAGACCCGAGUCCCGAGGCUGGUGACGUCAAAACUCCUCGAAAGGAACCUCUGCUGGUCGUCCCAGAAGUGUCCCAGCACUGGAGUGAGCUGGAGGACUGUGGCCAGCCCUGAACUUCUUGGGGGGCAGCAUCCCUCCGAAACUCACACUUAAAACUCCUUACCUUUUACUUGAAUGUUUCAUCAUCCACUCGGGACAGAGAGUCUCUCAAAGUUCAGGAUAAACCUGGGUUUGCCAGUAGAUCAAAUGAGAGGACCUGUUUUCUCUCACGAUGUUGAUUAUUACAUUAUUUUCUUAAUGGCUGGUUUUGAGUUUCUGUAUCAAUGGUUCUUUUUUUCUAUUAAUGAUGCUAAUGUAUUGCUAAUAAGAUCCUAAAUUUAAAAAGGAAAACAAACUUGUUCUUUAUAGGUUAUUACCCUAUGGAUUAUCACCUGUGAAUGUUAGUAAUUUACUUUUCCAUAACAUUAUAAAUAACAGAAAAUCUUUUUCUUA